This is a messenger RNA of Lichtheimia ornata, 258 nucleotides long. RefSeq lists its product as uncharacterized. The transcript has 2 exons. Lineage: Eukaryota; Fungi; Mucoromycota; Mucoromycetes; Mucorales; Lichtheimiaceae. Bases 1 to 258 code for a protein of 85 amino acids. The record is from RefSeq and is a predicted model, not a curated record.
AUGCCUGCCACUUGUGAACUUUGCGGAAGCUGGCUCCCCGAUCAUCAGGCUUCUUGUCCCAGAAAUGGUGUGCACCCGUCUCAGUGGACUUGCCUUGCUGAUCCCUUGUACCAAGCUGUCAACAUCGAUAAUGCUAUCAUCAUGACCCACGAUGACGAGGAUGAUUAUGACACCAUCUGUGGCCCGUCAACGAUAACACAACGCCUUCAUCACCAGGAUACACUACGCUUUCGGUUGCCUCCCACCGAUCACUAUUGA